Epinephelus lanceolatus (giant grouper) is the source of this 1764-nucleotide messenger RNA. RefSeq names its product tubulin, beta 4B class IVb-like (gene tubb4bl). Lineage: Eukaryota; Metazoa; Chordata; Actinopteri; Perciformes; Serranidae. The record is from RefSeq and is a predicted model, not a curated record. Gene Ontology annotation, biological process: microtubule-based process. Gene Ontology annotation, cellular component: microtubule. Gene Ontology annotation, molecular function: GTPase activity; GTP binding; structural constituent of cytoskeleton.
GUCUCAGAGGCGGUGCAACAAAAUCCCGGACGACCGACUGCAAGAGUCAUCAUCCUGUGUGAAUCUCUGCCGCUCAGUCUCACAUCUCCUACUCGACCAUCCUCCUCUCCAUCUGUCCAGAAUGCGCGAAAUUGUGCAUUUGCAAGCCGGUCAGUGCGGAAACCAGAUCGGAGCCAAGUUCUGGGAGGUGAUCAGCGAUGAGCAUGGCAUUGAUCCCACUGGUACCUACCAUGGCGACAGCGAUCUGCAGCUAGACAGAAUCAGCGUCUACUACAAUGAGGCCACAGGUGGGAAGUACGUGCCCCGAGCCAUCCUGGUGGAUCUGGAGCCUGGUACGAUGGAUUCAGUCAGGUCCGGUCCCUUUGGGCAGAUCUUCAGACCCGACAACUUUGUCUUCGGUCAGAGUGGAGCUGGAAACAACUGGGCCAAGGGCCACUACACCGAGGGAGCCGAGCUGGUGGACUCCGUCCUGGAUGUGGUGAGGAAAGAGGCUGAGAGCUGCGAUUGCCUCCAGGGCUUCCAGCUUACACACUCCCUCGGUGGCGGUACUGGCUCUGGCAUGGGCACCCUGCUCAUCAGCAAGAUCCGCGAGGAGUACCCUGACCGCAUCAUGAACACCUUCAGCGUGGUGCCUUCUCCCAAGGUGUCAGACACUGUGGUGGAGCCCUACAACGCCACUCUCUCUGUCCACCAGCUGGUGGAGAACACAGACGAGACCUACUGCAUUGACAAUGAAGCUCUCUAUGAUAUCUGCUUCCGCACACUUAAACUCACCACCCCCACCUACGGAGACCUCAACCAUUUGGUGUCCGCCACCAUGAGCGGCGUGACCACAUGUCUGCGUUUCCCCGGCCAGCUCAACGCUGACCUCCGUAAGCUAGCUGUCAACAUGGUGCCCUUCCCCCGUCUGCACUUCUUCAUGCCAGGCUUCGCCCCCCUCACCAGCAGGGGCAGCCAGCAGUAUCGCGCCCUGUCCGUGCCUGAGCUCACCCAGCAGAUGUUCGACGCCAAGAACAUGAUGGCCGCCUGCGACCCACGUCACGGCCGCUACCUCACUGUGGCUGCCGUGUUCAGGGGCCGCAUGUCCAUGAAGGAGGUGGAUGAGCAGAUGUUGAAUGUGCAGAACAAGAACAGCAGCUACUUCGUAGAAUGGAUCCCGAACAAUGUGAAGACUGCAGUCUGCGACAUCCCACCCCGUGGCCUCAAAAUGGCUGCCACCUUUAUCGGCAACAGCACAGCCAUCCAGGAGCUGUUCAAGCGCAUCUCCGAGCAGUUCACAGCCAUGUUCCGCCGUAAGGCCUUCCUCCACUGGUACACAGGAGAGGGCAUGGAUGAGAUGGAGUUCACCGAGGCCGAGAGCAACAUGAACGACCUGGUGUCCGAGUACCAGCAGUACCAGGAUGCCACUGCUGAGGAGGGCGAGUUUGAGGAGGAGGGAGAGGAGGAAGUCGCCUAAAACCUCAACCUAACCAGCUGCCAAGCCUCAUUUUAACACACACCCCUUCCCCAUCAUCCCCCUCCAUCAUGAAUCGAAUGACCUGACACACUGAGAAACUGUCACUGUCUAGAUCACUGUUGCUCUAGUGUUAGACAUCAAUGUGUACUGAUGCUAGUUACGUUUUUGGUUUAACUGUUUUUGUAUGUUGUGAAUGCACUGACUUACCGUUACAUCUAUCCUCUCAUUGCCUUGCAGAAUUGAAAAGCAAGUGAUUUUAACUGUGAAGCCUUGGAAUUGUAGGGUGAAUAAAAUCCAAUGAAAGGCCA